Messenger RNA from Symbiodinium necroappetens, 2196 nucleotides. NCBI's taxonomy places the organism in Eukaryota, Dinophyceae, Suessiales, Symbiodiniaceae. The record is from the annotation of a GenBank genome assembly.
AUGACGGAGACAGACAUUCGAUGCAUAAAAUGCAACGAGGAGGUGACACUUGAGAAUAGUCAUGCCAGUGGGCGGAACGCCCUAAGGCGUGUCUGCGGGGAAUGUUCCGCCACUGACAGGUGGCUCCAAAGGUGCCGCAAGAGUAAGGACAAAAAGGGGGAAACGGAAAAGGAAAAAGAAGCGAGGUUGAGCGCUGAGAAGGUGACCCUGUCGCUGAGCAAAAUGAGCAGUGAGGAGAAGGUGGCUUGGUACAAAAAACAGAAAGAGGAAAGGGCCGAGAGCGGCGGAAACCGCAAGCGAACCUUCGAGACGGCGGUCGGGGCCUUGACUGAAGCGAAGAAGAGGCUGGAAAGCCAACAGGACGUGGACAGGUGGUUCCGGUACAAGGACUGGGCGGCGAGGGAGGUGUUGCUGACAGGAGCAAAGCCCGAAGAGCUGCCCAGGUUGUGGAGGUCAGAGACCUCGAAGCCCGGCGCAAUCACGAAGGUUGUGCGAGGCGAGCUCUUGUUGAAGGAGUGGACAGGCUGCGAAGACCGCUUGGGGUCGCAGCACGAGCUGUCCGCCUCCGUGAAGCAGAGGAUGGAUCUCUUGGCAAAGGAAGACCUGGAGAGGUUCCAGGAGAUCUCCCGUGGCAGGCUCGAGCGAGGAGAGAACCUCCUUUCGGCCGACCGUCUUGUGAGCAGUGCAAACAACACAAGGCAGGAAAGCCAACUCCUCAAUGUCGUGUCUGACAUGGAGGAGGCGGCCACAAACCGCAGGGCAAUGGAGGCCCGUCUCUUCGAGGAAGCCGAGCUCGCCGAUGCGAGGCGAAAAGCGGCCCAGGAAGAGAAGCCCAAGCUUGCUUCUGCCACCCUCGAAAAGCUGCAGUACCAGCAGGCAUUGGAGAGAGCGGAGACAACGGUGAAUGCGUGGCUGAUGAAAAGUCGCAAUGCCUACACGGGCAUGACUGCAGACAUCAAAGAAUCCGGAAUAGAGGCGGAUGAGAGUGGCAAGCAAGAGCUGCAGAUCAAAGCCCAGGACUUCGAACGGCUGAUCUCCGAGCUGAAGCGGGAGGUGAUGGAGAAGAUUGAGACACUUGGCUCAUUACAGAUCUUUUUGAAAAUCAAGCAAGAUGGGACAGCGGUUGGCCCGACGGACCUGGAGGAGCUGGCUCGGCAUUGGAACACACUCUACAUUCGGGUGUGCAAGGCAGUGAAGGAUGUCUCGACCACCCAAGCCGCCGCCGAUCUGAAGAAGUUCUUGGGCGGCUUCCGGACCUGGGUGAACCAGUUCAAGAAAAGGGUUGGAAGCACGAAAAAGACAAAGAAGGACAGCAGCAAGGAUGAGAACAAGAAAGCGAAGCUUAGCGGCCCUCCUGCGGGAACUGAUACGAAGCUGGGCGAGGAGAUCCUCACCAGCUAUGCCGGGGCCUUGCAUGCCGGGCAGGAGGUGUCCGAGGUUUUCAAUUUGGCCAAUGAAAGCUUCAAUGUCCACGACUGGCUGUGCCAGGGCAAUGGGUCGCAGUGCCUGCGUGUCACCGCAGCACAGACAAAAGCCUUCGUCGAUGAGGUCUGCAGCCUGACUUACUUCAGUCAGCAGAAAGACUGGGUCUAUGACAGCUGGAGCAAGGACAAGGCCAAGGCCCAGGUGUCCUUGGCCCUUGUGGCCAAGAGCUCCAUUGCGACGAAGAUCAUGAAGGCUUGGGCCCACGUCGUGGGAAAAACAGCAGAAGAUGAAUUCACAUCCGUGAGCACGGACGUGGAUCCCCUCCUCGGCGAGGUCUUCACACCCUGCUUUUGGUCCUUCGGCAAGAAGACCCACAAGGUCUUCUACUCCACCGACUACGGCCUGGCGGAGUUCAAGGUGAUCUUGGAAGGGGCAUGCCUUUGCAUCGGCAGGCCUUUGCCAGAUGAAGGCCUCAAGAACUUCGGCAGCUUCUGCCAGACCGUGUGCGAGUACGAGAGCCAGACGUGGCUGGAUGAGUGCCAGGAUCAUGGCUGGGCUGUUCUGCUGAAGAAAGGCGAGAUGCUGGGAAUCCCAGCUGGCCAUGCCUACAUUCAGGUCUGUCUGGAAGAGUCCCACGGCCUCAGGAUCCUCAAGGGGACCCGCCGUGGUCUCAAAGCCACCAAAGACAUCCUGAAGGCCAGGAUCCAGCAGUGGCCGGAGUUGCAGGAGCAUCGUACCGGAAAGCUGCUGUCCUGGGCAAACUCGGUGUGA